UGCCGCGUACGCACUGAAACAGUGCAUUGUGUAUAUUGCAAUAAUAUAAUAAACAACUCAGGUUUCCUCCCCAGAAUGAUACGAAAUAGUUUACGGAGAAUGUAAUGGAAACGAACUCUGUGCAAACGGUGACAUUAACAAACAGCAUAAUCGGCGUGGGUAUCCUGUCCAUGCCGUUUUGCUUCCAAAAGUGUGGGAUUGUACUUUCGGUGGUGCUUCUACUGCUUAGCAGCUAUGUUACACGGUUGGUAUGCAGCUACAUGGUGAAAUCGGCCAUAAUUUCUAGGAGGAAAAACUUUGAACAAAUCGCGUUUCAUGCGUUCGGGUCCGGUGGAAAGCUACUGGUAGAGCUAUGUGUCGUUGGCUACCUGUUGGGAACAUGCAUCGCUUACUUUGUGGUGGUCGGUGACCUUGGACCACCGAUUACGGCCAAGAUCCUGGCGAUGAACGAGAGCAGCACGCUCCGGACAUGGGUGAUGAUUGUCGUGACAAUUGUCUGCAUCAUUCCUCUCGGAAUGUUACGCAAUGUGGACAGCCUAGCUUCAGUGUGUACUGCGUCGCUUGGGUUCUAUCUUUGUCUGGUGCUGAAGGUAAUUUCGGAAUCGAGCGUAAAGUUUGAACAGAGCGGCUGGUUCGAGCGACUAGACCUCUGGAAAUGGAGUGGCAUUCUGCAAUGUUUGCCGAUAUUCACGAUGGCACUUUCCUGUCAGAUGCAAAUCUUCGAGGUGUACGCCACAAUGCCAACGACAUCGCUCGAUAAAAUGAGCCGCGUCAUCAGACAAUCGACAAACAUUUGUACGGUGAUCUACGUCGCAAUAGGUUUCUUCGGUUAUGUCGCCUUCAACGGGCAUCGGUUUUCGGGCAACAUUCUGGUCGACUUUUCGCCGUCUUUCGCCAGCGACAUCAUCAAGAUGGGGUUCGUUCUCUCGGUAGCGUUCAGUUUUCCACUGGCGAUAUUUCCUUGCCGCGUCAGUUUGUACUCGUUACUGUACAAAAGGGCAUCCGAUGCGCACAUGUACAUACCCGAGUCCAAGUUCCGCCCACUUACGAUCGCAAUCGUUGUGGUUGCACUCAUAUUCGGUCUACUGAUUCCGUCGAUUGAAGUGGUCAUCGGUUUGGUUGGUUCGACGAUCGGAGUGGCCAUCUGUAUAAUCAUUCCGGCCGCCUGCUACAUGACGGUUUGUAAAACUAACAUCACCGAAAGGCAACUGGCCCAGGUAAUGAUAGCGUUUGGUUUCAUUAUUAUGGUGCUGGGAACGUACGCUAACCUACAAGCGAUCGAUCGUGCGCCAGAGCGAAAGUAUGAAGCAACGAUUGCACCGACCGAUUUCGAUAAGAAAGCGGUCAAUCCAGAGGAACAAGUGCUGAAAGCUGUUGAAGAUUUCAAGCCACCACCGCCGGCACCUCCCGUGUUGCCAGUAGAGGCGAUCACAGAAAAAGUCAUGCCAAAGAUAGAUGUCCCCACGCCUGAACCGCCAGUGGGUAAGCCAGUUGUGGUGGAGAAAGUUCUCCCUAACGUUCCACGCGUUGAUGUGGUAUCGGAAGCGUCAAACGCGGAUACUAAAAUCGUUAAGGAAGCACACGAGGAACCUCGGGUGGCCAUCAAUAAUGAAGCGAUACUGAAGGAGGAACACGAAAUCGCCGUCGAAGAGAAGGAAAACAUAGCUAAGGAAAUCAAGGAGCUUAAGAACGCGAAAAAGGUGCUAGAGGCCGAGGUGGAAAACAUCAAGGAAGAGCUGGUAAAGAAAAAUAAGGAAACGGAACAGCUGGUACUGAAGAAGCUGGAUGAAAUUGCUGAGAAAAUAGCCGAACAGAGCGCCGCAAAACCUUCCCGCGAAGAAGAGCCAGCCGCAACAAAAGAAGAGAAGCAGCAACUACCGCCUGUGGGAGAGGUUAAAACAAUUAAAGACCCAAAGGUUGUCCUAGAUGAUCCGAUCGUAAAGCUGCUCAAGACAGGAGGUAAUAAAACUGUUCCAAAGCUAGCAGAUUCGAACAAUGAUACCAACUCAACGGUGUAUCACGACCAACCGGCGAUCCUAUCAAACGAUGUGGAUCGUGGUUUGGAGGGUGCUGGAGGUGGUGAAUUGCCCAUCGAACAGAAUAAAGAUAUAGCUGACCCGAACAGGCUAGAAAACAAAGCACAGAUUAUGGGAGGAAACCCUGCGAACGAUCAGGAUAAGACAGAUUCCGUCAACAAACAAGCAUCACACGAUCUCGUAGAUACUUUGAAAAUAGACACCAAGGCCGAAGAAGGUGCUAAAGAAAUGAACAAACCAACGGCUUCUCUUCCCGAGACCAAAGUUCAACAUCAAGAAAAGGUAGAAAAACCACUACCACCUUUGCCCGUCGAGGUGCCAGCGGACGGCAAAGGGGAGCAACAAUUAAAGGAGGAUGCCGAUAUGGCUGCUGGAAAGCGAGAUUUAUUGGCAAUGCGUUUGAAACGCGAAGUCAAUCCAGGUGAAGAUGAACACUGUCAAAAGAAGCGGAACGCUUCAGUUCAAACGGCAGGGAAUGUUGAAGGUCAACAUGAAGUAAAAGGUGAUGCACUAGAAAAGGAUGGGUUUCGAUAAAACUACAGACUGAAUAAAAUGGAAAAAGGUUGAUUUUGAAAAUAGUUUUUGAACAAUAUUGAAGUGGUGUUCCGUAACGAAUUCUUUGAAUAAAACUAAUUUUAUUUACAACAUAGAA
Messenger RNA from Anopheles coustani, 2688 nucleotides. RefSeq names its product putative sodium-coupled neutral amino acid transporter 10. The record is from RefSeq and is a predicted model, not a curated record. Gene Ontology annotation, biological process: amino acid transmembrane transport. NCBI's taxonomy places the organism in Eukaryota, Metazoa, Arthropoda, Insecta, Diptera, Culicidae. Gene Ontology annotation, molecular function: amino acid transmembrane transporter activity. The coding region runs from base 105 to 2570 and encodes 821 amino acids. The transcript is spliced from 4 exons.